This is a messenger RNA of Prinia subflava (tawny-flanked prinia), 14115 nucleotides long. RefSeq names its product centrosomal protein 350 (gene CEP350). NCBI's taxonomy places the organism in Eukaryota, Metazoa, Chordata, Aves, Passeriformes, Cisticolidae. The transcript is spliced from 38 exons. Gene Ontology annotation, biological process: microtubule anchoring. The record is from RefSeq and is a predicted model, not a curated record. Gene Ontology annotation, cellular component: centrosome. Gene Ontology annotation, molecular function: microtubule binding. The coding region runs from base 903 to 10250 and encodes 3115 amino acids.
GGGAAAGUUGUAGACAGGCCCUGAAGGGAACAUUCCCAAAAUAACUGUAGGAAGAGAUUCCUUUUUUCCUAUUCUAAUAACUUUCCUUCUUCAGUGGAAAUAAUUUUGCUAUGGCUGGAUAAUAUCUUAGACCUAUUUUUGAAGCGUGGGUGGUUUUAAUGCAUCUUCAGGGUGGAAUCUGUGCAUUAGAAGUCGGUGUACUAACAAAUUCUUCCGUGUCUAUAAUGAGUGUUAAAAGUGAAAUGAAGCCCGCGGUACCCAGUCAUGUCUCUGAAGUUCAGCAAAUGUUUAUGUAAAUUUAAAUUUGGGAGACUGUAAUUGGAGACGCUUUUAUCGGAAAAAAAAUUAAUUAAAAAAAAAAUCUUUUUCUAAAGAUGACUUAGCUAUGAACACAAAUGACUAAAAAGCGGUGCCCUAGUUUCGGCUGGAGCCGCUUCAGGAAUGCCAACAUCAGCACUGGGUUUAAUUAGCAUUGCCAAGACCUGGCCUUGCACCAACACCAGGGCUCUGCACAUAAAAAGCAAAGGAGACUGACCCGGCAGGUCGAGCCUGUAGAACCGUGAGGGGGAAAAGAAAAGCUUCGAGGGAAACACCGGAGAACGACGCUCUCCCGAGGCUGAGGGACGGCAGGGCAGCCGCGCCGCACCCAAGAUGGCGGCCGGCGCCGGGGGUGCCCGGCGGGACGGCGCCAUGCUGGGAAGGUCGGCGGCGGGCCGGUUCUCGCGAGAGUUUCCGGUGCGGCGCCGCCGCUCCGUGUCAGUUGCGGGCCGGUAAUGGCGGCGCUGAGGGCCCGCUGAGGGGCCGCGCACCGGGCUCGAGCCGCCCUCCCUCCGCCCGCCCUCCGCGGGAUGUGCCGCGACCUGCCGCCGGCGCAGCGGCCGUCAGCCAGGUAAAUUGACACAAUGUGGAGCAACAAGUCUAAUGAAGUGCCUCUACAAAAUCCGAGGCAUAACCAAAGCAAGGAUUCUACCAGAGAUCUAACUGCAGCAUGGGCUUCUUUUUCUCAGACUAAGGCUGCUCUACGUCAUAUAGAGAACAAAUUGGAAAUAGCUCCCACCAGCACGGCUGUGUUCGAUUCAGUCAUGGAUGCCAAGAAGCCCUCUGCUAGUGCCAGCAGGAAGAGCAGCAGGAAGGGUUCCCGGUCCUCCAGCCAAAAUAAAUCGAGCAAGGAGAAGUCCUCACGCAGCCCUCUUCGAGCAACCACUCUGGAAAGCAAUGUGAAAAAAUGCAGUCGUGUGGAAUUCCGUGAACCAUUGGCUUCCUACAGGGAUAUAUAUGGUUCUCUGUCUUAUCACAGUUCUAGCCAGCUUGAGGCCAAGCAGCUGCUGUCUGGUUUGGAGCUGAGUGAAGCAGAAGGGAAGAGUGAACUCCCAGCCUGUCUGGCACAGGAGCGGGACGAGCGGGAUCGGCACAGCGGAAGCCUUGACAGCCCCCUCCCUCCUGCUGCAGACGAGACCGUCGUGAGGUACCUGAACGACCGACCAACAAUCGAGGCCUUGCAGAGUAACGAGGCUUUUCUUAGGCUUGCAGCACCUCCAAGACUGGAAGAAGAAAAAAACAGUGGCUCCAGGGGAGAUGAGAGCAGCCCUAGAGCUUCUCAGAGUAACACGUCCCAGGACAGUGAACUGAAAGUGUCUUCCCCUUCUGCCACGAGUAUUUGCAGUGCUCACAGGCUGGAAAUCCUGAAACAGCGGCAGCACGAUGCCAAGUUGGAGAAGCUGAAGGAGAGGAUCCGAAAGCAGUGGGAGCAUUCCGAGGAGCUCAGCAGCAGAGGAAAGCACUUGGGAUAUGCUGAGCAACCUGUUGUGGUCACUAAUGUGGAGAACACGGUGACUCCCAAGGUCAGGAAGGUGACAGCUGUGCCUGCUGCUCCGUCAUACAGAGGUUUCAAUCCUGCUGAAACAAGGAUUCACGCUCCAGAUGGAAAGAUCUGGCACACGGACGAGUUCCGUAUUAGUCGGGAGCUGUACAGGGAUAUUGCACUCCAGUUAAAAGAGGAUUCAGCGUUGAAAGGAAAAUCUAGUGAGAGAAACAAAGAGAAGAAAGCCACCAGACCAGUGCGGAAAGUGCAAAAACUGACACGAUUGUCAAGUCCAGAGUCCAAACAAGGUGGAAACUAUGUGAUAAGCGCAUCCUCCUGGCGGGAGGGACAAAAGCUGGCAAACAAGAUCCUGGGUCCAGCUCCCAGAAUAGAACAGGACAGAAGAGCUGUAUCCAGUGACAGAACAGGCCGAGAGAGAGCUGCCAAGUCUGCAGGCUGCAUUGGAAGGACAGGUUCUGAUUCUAGAUUGGAUGUUACCCGUAAAAGCUCUUCAAGAAGUUCUGAAAGGUCAAGAAGUAAAGUACGGUCUGAGACCAGUCUGAGGAAACUGGAAGCAGCUCUUCCAAGUGAUAACCAAGAAGAUCAUGCCUCUGUAAACAAGGAUUUCCUGCCCGUGGAGAUACGUGGGAUUCUUGAUGACCUGCAGUUGGAUUGCAUGAGUACAAAGCAAGAGACAGAUGUGGAAAAGCAGAGUCAAAAAUCUGUUUUGCCUAUUCAAAAUACGAGGAGCCACAGUCCAACCAAAAGGAAACCGGACAAGGUCGCGGCCAGUGAGGAGCCUCAGGUGAUCUCUAAGAAACGCCACUAUGACAGUGAAGAGGUUCGUCAGUACAUCAUCAGGCAGCAGGAGGAGAGGAAGAAGAAGCAGAAUGAAGAGAAGAAAGCACAAAAAGAGGCAACAGAACAGAAGAACAAAAGGCUCCAAGAGCUCUACAGAAAGCAGAAGGAGGCUGUUACUAAAGUGAAGAAUGUGCCUCCUCCUGAGCCUUCAGCAGCCAAACGGUUACAGGAAACCUAUUCCAAACUCUUGCUGGAACGAACGCUUUUAGAAGAGCCACCUCAGCUGCCUACAGUGCAGGAAACACAGCCCAGACCUGGUUACCAGCCAUCUGGGGAGUCUGACAAAGAAAACAAGGCUCAAGAGCGUCCUCCAAGUGCGUCUUCCAGCAGUGACAUGUCCCUUUCAGAACCACAGCUGCCGCUACUGAGGAGUGAUUUGAUGGAGCCUCCGUGGGUACAGCCAGACAGGUUGAGCCCAAGGGUCCAGCUCCCCCACCCACAGGCUCUGCUGGGCUCCAGUGGAGGCCCUUGUUCCCCGCACUGGAGUCUGGAGCAGAUGGAGCUUCUGUCAAAGGAGUGUGACGCGAUGUUGGCAGGCAGGAGGAGCCAUUCUGCCCCUGUGGGGUCCCUGAUGCCUCAGUCGUACCUGAAUUCAGCUGCUGCACAGGAAAACCUCUUAGUAAAACCUUCUGCCAGCCAGUAUAAGAGCAAAUUAGAUCGCCUUGAAGCUUUGAAAGCUACAGCUGCUUCCCUUUCUAGCAGGAUUGAAACUGAAGCCAAAAAGUUGGCUGGCGCUGGUAUUAACUAUGGUAGCACGUGGAACUCAGAAUUUAUGCAAGAAAACCAGGAUGAGGGAUGGUGGGCAAAGGCUGUGAGUCCUCCUGUGAGGGAGGAAAAUGAAAAUACUUUUUCAGCCAGAAUUCAAAGGAUGUUGGGUGCCUGCGUGUCUCAUACAACCUUUGAUGACAACCUUCCUGGGGUAGGCAACCUUAGUGAGUUUAAAAAGCUCCCUGAGACCAUCAGACCUCUUACUGACGUGGUCAGCCGUGGAUUGAGGUCUCCUGCUGCUAACAGGCACGAAGGGCUCCUGGGACAUUUCUCCAAGAGGCAGACGGACUCCCCAGGGCGUGAGAACCAGGCACAUCCUCUGAGCAAAGCCGUGACUCCGCACGAGUCCAGCAUCGACUCCAUCAGCGAAGGGCCUCUCCUGAGCGAUGAAAACCUCUCAGAAGAGGAGGGAGGCCAGCACAAGCAGCUGCCACUGAAGAUGCUGGAGACAUUAAAAGAGAAGGAUUUUUGCAUUCGGGAGAGAAAUGCUUUUGAGCCCAUAAAGGAGUUUCAGAAAGCAGCUGAGAGGUACUCCCCGCUUUUCACUCAGACAAGUGACACACAGAGCAAGGGGCCCUGGGAGGAGCUGGCAAAGGGAAGUCCCCACAGUGUCAUCAACAUCUUUGCAAAGAAUUACCAACUCCAUGGAAAAGUGUUUGAGGAAAGGCUGAACGGCGGCUCUGCGCUCCUGCGCCCUUUGCUCCCUGCCAUGAGCCCUCCGGAGAGCGUGGCUUCUUACGAGGAUGAUUUUGUCUCAUCGCAGGGAAGCAGCACUUUAACAGACAAAAAGAUUUCACGUGACCUCAGUGUGCUCCUUUCUAGUGUUGCUGGCAGCAGUAAUUCAAGCAUUCCUGAGGAAAUUCCCAGUAGGAAGUCUCCCCUUGAGCCUCGAUCUGUGGAGUUCGGUUCUCCGCACUCGUCUGGACCGCGGUCUGCAGCGUCCUCCCGCUCUUCUGCUUCCUCUAAGAAGAGAGGGAAAAAGGAACGGUUGGAGUCCUUCAAUGGAAGUUCUCACCACUUUUCUGUGGAAGAAGAUAAAAUACUGUCUGAAUUAGAGAGGGGAUCCCAACAGGCUAAGAAAUCCUUGCCAAGUAGCAGAAUUUCUAAUAAAGAGCAUGAGCAGAACCCAGAUACAGACAACACACUGGGAAACUUGUCUGGACACUCCCUGAUGAGUUUCUCAGACAAGGGAAGACCCCAGAAGACACCAACUUCUUCCCCAUCUCCUGGCUCCCAAAAAGUGCUGCAGUUGGAUUCUGGAGCCAAUACAGCAGAAAGAGUCAAGUCACCUGCUGGCUUUUCUGGAGGUACAGCCCCAGGGCUGAAGCCAAACGUGGCCUUCCCUGACGUGGGCCUGGGAACCAGCAGGUCUGCAGCAGGAGCAGCCUCAGCAAACGGGUGCAUGCGCUUCUCCCCCGCGGGGCUGCAGCACCGCUUGUCGGCAGAGCUGAACUACCUGAGCGCCAUCGAGGAGUCUGUGCGGCAGCUCUCGGACCUCGAGAGGGUACGAGGCAUUUCCCUUGCCCAGCAGGAGAGUGUUUCUUUGGCUCAGAUUCUCAAGGCACAACAGCAGCGCCAUGAGCGGGACUUGGCUCUUUGGAAAAUCAAGGCUGAACAAGAAGCUUUAGAAAGUCAGAGACAACUGGAAGAGGCAAGGCAGAAGGCAGCUCAGGUCCAUGCAGAGUCCCUGCAGCAGCUGGUGCAGUCACGGCAGGAGGCUGGACUGGAGCCCCCAUGCAAGGCUGCAGCCAAACAGGCAGAGCCUGCACUGCUCCCUGCAGAUGCAACUCACCAGCUCCGUGAGGUGGCAGAGCUAGCACGGGCCCAGAUCUCGGACGCUGUCAGUGCCCCAGCUCCGGUCCCCACCGUGUUCGACCACCAGCGGCAGCACCAUGCAGAGUUCAUGAAGCAGCUGAGGGCCCGAGCUGACACAAACAGGAAAUGUGAGUCUGGUGCCAUAUCACAAGGUAAAGAGGAGACAGGAGACUCACCAGUGUUUGGUAGUUACUCUGAGUCCUCAAGAUCAAAGGUUCAUGAUCAGAGUAGUGCCAGCAGCUGCCAGGAGAGCCCUUCAGUUCCAUCUUCUAAGGAGAAUGAGAAGAAGCUUUCCCGUCGUGAGAAGACAGCCAGCAGUAUUGAGGAGCAGGCUCAGACUGCUGCAGAUGAUUCCCUGCCCAGUGACAGUGUUCUGUCCCUGCCAGAUGAGAAAGAUUCCGCUUCCGUUGCGACAGAGUGUUCCCUGAAAUUUGAUGAGUCCAUGACAGAGGAUGAGAUUGAAGAGAAAUCUUUUCGCUCUUUGCUGCCCUCUGAGAGUCAUCGCAGGAACAAUCUGGAGAAGAAGCGGGGCAGCCGUGACGAUUCUGAUGAGGAAGUGUCCCCAGACAAAACAGCUCUGUCAUCGGUCAAGGAGCUAAGCAUGCCGUUCUCAGGGGGGCAGGACAGUUUCUCUAAGUUCACCAUGGAGAUGGUGAGACAGUACAUGAAGGAGGAGGAAAUGCGAGCAGCUCAUCAGUCCUCGCUGCUGCGGCUCCGGGAGAAGGCUCUCAAAGAGAAGACCAAGGCUGAACUGGCUUGGCUGGAGCACCAGAAAAAGCAUUUGCGAGACAAGGGAGAGGAUGAUAAGAUGCCUCCUAUUCGAAAGAGGCAGCGAGGUCUGCUGCUGAGAUUACAGCAGGAAAAGGCAGAAAUUAAACGUCUCCAGGAGGCGAACAAGGCUGCUCGGAAGGAGAGGCAGCUCAUCCUCAAACAGCAGGCAGAAAUCGAGCGAAUCCGUCAGACCACCAUGAAACUGCAGGAAAAGCUGAAGUCUGCAGGAGAAAACAAACUGGAGCUUCCCAGUGAGGAUGACAUCAAGCAGAGCAAUGGUUCCAGCCCACUUCCAACUGAUGCAGAAACACGCAGCCCUUCCCCAAUCUCCAUCUCUAGCAGUGAGACCAGCAGCAUUAUGCAGAAACUUAAAAAAAUGCGCAGCAGAAUGGAUGAAAAGUUCCUCACUAAGCGGGAGCAGAAGCUGAUGCAGCGCCGACAGCACGCGGAGGAGCUGCUGGAGUGGAAACGCCGCCUGGAUGCCGAGGAAGCAGAAAUACGGAGGAUGGAAAAGCAGGCUCUGGCUGCCUGGGACAAGGAGCUGCUCAAAACCAAGAUAGCCAAGAAAGAGCUGGGAGAUCAGAGGACUGAGCCCAAAGAAACAGCUAGUGAGGAAGAGUCUCCAGUGCCUUCUUGCUCUCAUCGGAACAGUGAAAGUUCUAUCCCAGAAGAUCUCGGCAGUCUGGCUGCUGAGUCUGUCCCAUCAGAGCCCAUGGGCCAUGGGCAGCCAGAGAGCCCAGAUCAGAGUACAAUUAAUGAAGAAAUAAUUUAUUCUGAAGAUUUGAAGUCCUCUACCUCGCCUGGCAAACUGUCUCCUCCCAAAAGCAGUGUAUCUGUGUCGAAGCAAGACUCCAGCAAAGGCAGCCACAGAACUGGGGGACAGCUGCGUUCACCUGUGAGGUCCCAGCAGACAUCUCACAACUGGUCUGAUGAAUCCUUAUCUAUGACACAGUCAGAAACCACCUCUGAUCAAAGCGACAUUGAAGGACGCAUCAGGGCCCUGAAGGAUGAACUACGGAAAAGGAAGUCUGUGGUUUACCAGCUGAAAAAGGAGCAGAAAAAGAGACAAAAGGAGAGACUGAAGGCCCAGGAAGCCAGUUUGAUCAAACAGCUGGAGUCAUAUGAUGAGUUUAUCAAGAAGACUGAAGCAGAGCUGAGCCAAGAUUUGGAGGCAUCACCAACAGCCAAACCUCAGAUUAAAACUCCAUCCUCAGCGGCUACUGAAAAACCUAAGAUCAAGGCACCACCACUCCAUAGGCCUGAGACAGCUAAAAACUGGAAAUCACUAACUGAGUCAGAGAGAUCCAAAGCAUCUUUGGAAUCCAUUUCAGAACAUGCAGAUGCUGUGUCAUCAAGAGCCGAGAGAUCAGUGUCUGUGCACAACAAGAAGGUGGCUGUGACAGGUGUCCCUGCAGGAGAACCUUCUGGAACAGCUUCCUUGGCUGUAGUGUUAACAAAGAGUUCCAGAGCAGCAUCUGGUGAUUCCUCAGAUAAUGUCCCCUCUUCAGCUCCUCUCAAAGAUAUGAAAGACAUUAGCAGGACAUCCCUUGAGUCAGUGAACAAAGUGGUAAAUGCAUCCAGUGUUAGUCCUACCAUUAGCCAUAAAUCUGAGAUUUCAGAAGACCUGGAAUACGUAAAGUCAGAGGAAUAUGAGAGUGGAGGUGCUGAUGUUAAGCCUUUGGAGAGUUCUGAUGUCCUGCUGACGUUAGAUGAAGGACAGGAGAGUUCACUGGAUCGCUGCUCUGAAAACAAACAGUCUCAGAAGGAACUGCUAGAUGUAGCUGUGGGAAGUCUUCAUGAUACAGAAGAAAUCUUAGAACAGAGACAGUCAAAUAAAGAUGCUGUGAGUGGCCCAAGCAUAGAGGAGACUUCUCACAAACUCAGCAGAUCUGCAGAAGAAAAAGGUAAUCUGCUUUCAGAACAGCUCUUGAGUGAGAAAGAGCCAUCGUACCUUGAAGACUUUGAAGGAUCCUCUUCCAGAAAACAAGCUUCAGCUGAAGAAACGCUGUCUGGGGAACGCUACAAAAACGACUUUGAGGGAUCCCUGCUCUCUGCCACCGGGGUGUCCCUGCCGGAGCAGUCCCAGCACAGCCAGGGCAGCCGAAGCAGGUCCACCAGCCUGGGCAGCGAUGGCGAAAUCAGCGAGUACCUCAGUGACAGGUCUCUCUCUGGCAGCGUGCACUCAGAGAGGCUGCUGGAGCUUCAGUCCCCAACAGAACUUGUGAAAAAUACUGAACGCAGAGAUGUGGAGCAAGAACAGCCUCCUGCUUGUUCACCGCUGUGGGCCUCGGCUUCAGUCACAGAAGAAACUGAUAGUUUGUCCAAUUUCAACAUUGGAGAUAGAGUACUUGUGAGUAAAGUGCAGCCUGGAACACUGCGGUUCAAAGGGCUGACUAAAUUCGCCAAAGGGUUUUGGGCUGGCGUGGAGUUGGAUAAACCUGAAGGGAACAAUAAUGGAACUUAUGAGGAUAUUAAAUAUUUUGAUUGCAGAGAAAAGCAUGGUAUUUUUGCUCCUCCUCAAAAAAUCUCCCACAUUACAGAAAGUAUUGAUAGCCAUUUAGACACAAAUAAGGAUGAUGAAGACUCAUUCUUUGAUGAUAGGCUGGAGAAACAACACAAAGCUGAGCAGAAAAGUAAAGAAAGUUCCAAACCUGGCAAAGAAGCUGAAAGCCAGAGCAGAAAUGCAACAGAGAACUAUUCCCAGGAUAAAGCUCCUGUGGACAGAGCUGUUUCAGAAGCCUCAGCUAAAGACAGGGUUGAUGAGGAGUUGUCAUCUAAAGCAAACAGCAUAAAAGGUAUUUCUGUAGCUACUGGUUCAUUUGCCCAAGAACAGUCAGUGGUAGAUUACCUGAAGGAUGCUAUAAAAGAGGAUGCCAGCCACACUCCUCUCACUUCUAGUGUUGUGGAUGAGAUUUCUGCUGUUCAGUUGGAUGACAUGUCAGAUUUCCUUUCUGAAAAACUGGAGAGGCAGAAGACACUGGGAGAGGAAUGUGCUGAAAAGUUGGAUGAUCUCUCUCCUGGCAUCGUGGAGAAGCCUGCAACUCCACUGCUGGAUUUGCUGACAAAAGAAAAGAACCAGUUAGAAGCACAGCUCAGCCUGCCUCUUAGAGAUGAAGAAAAGUCAAAAGACCAGCUGGAAAAGGUCAGUUUGCUGACAGACAGUCUACUAAGAGAUUUUGUGAAAGACACAGUCAAUCAGUUACAGCAAAUAAAGAAGAUCAAGAAUGAGAAAAUCCAGCUCAGCAACCAGGAGCUCUGUGAUGUGAAGGAGGAAGCUGCUGCCUCACCCCAGCGGGUUGAAAAGCAGAUUCCAGACGGACUGAAUAACUUCUUCCUAAGUUCUGAUUUGGAAGAUGACAGAGAAGAGCUUUCCUCUCCAGACAUGUGUCCCAGACCAGAGAGUCCUGUGUUCGGUGCCAGUGGCCAGGAGGAGCUUGCCAAGAGACUGGCAGAGCUGGAGCUCAACCGGGAGUUCCUGAGUGUGCUGGGAGAUGAUCAAGACUGGUUUGAUGAGGACUAUGGCCUGAGUUCCCGUAGGCAGCAGCAGAAGCAAGCCGAGGAGCCAGCAGUGCUGCCCCAGGCAGAGCCGCAGAAAGUGCCCGCGAAGCCGAGCGAGGAGGCUCUGGCGGUGCCUCACACCGCGGUGGAGGUGGAAGGGAUGGUGCAUGCAGCAGCUGAGGAACUCUGGAAACUGAAAGAGCUGGGUCACGAUCUUCAGAGCUGCAGCCUUAAAGCAGAUCUUGGUGGUACCCUCCAAGAGCAGGACACAGACACCAUAAACAAGCAGGUUUAUAGAAAGGUGGUAUUUGAUUUAACAAGGGAGAUCUUUGGGGAAAUCUUUGCUGAGGAUCCUAAUCUGAAUCAGCCCAUUUGGAUGAAACCGUGUAGGAUCGCAUCUGCUUAUUUUCGCCGAGUCAAAGAUCCAAAUGAUCUGGAUGAAAUCAAGAACUUCAUUGCAGCUGAAGUACUGAAGUUGUUCAGCCUGAGGAAAGAGCCUAAUCACAAAACAGACUGGCAGAAGAUGAUGAAAUUUGGGCGGAAGAAACGAGACCGGGUGGAUCACAUACUGGUGCAGGAACUCCAUGAGGAAGAAGCGCAGUGGGUGAACUAUGACGAGGAUGAGCUGUGUGUAAAGAUGCAGCUGGCAGAUGGGAUCUUCGAGGCCUUAAUCAGAGACACUGUUGAUGUACUGAACCAGAUAAACGAGAAACAGCGGAGGCUGCUGCUUGUCUGACAGUGCUGAAGUGAGCUCAGAGCUGCCAACCACGGAGUCACAGGCCUCUCUGGCUCCUGCUCUCCUCCCUGCACGUGCUGCGGCUGGACUUCCACGCGUGGGGUUCCCAGGCAGUUCAGAUGGGAUGAAAAGAACCUGAACUGGCUGCCAAGACCUCGCACCAGAUUUAUUGUUUGGAAUGAGCUGAUCCCUCACUUGAGGCUGCUUUGAGGAGUGCUCAAGACUGUCCAUGUGCCAACGCAGUUAUGUCACAUAACUGUCAGCAGCUGCCCAGGGCCCUGGCCUGGGGCUUUGGCAUGUUCGGUUUGUUCCCUGAAAGGGUUGGGUUAAGUUGGGAUAUUGGCUGUUUCGCUGGAAUGGUGGUCAGCCAUCAGUACUCAACUUGUCCUUAGAAAUGUGAGUCAUUUGGAGAAGCAACAGUUUGGUCAGGUUUUGGUCACAACAGAGACUUACCAUACUGAACAGUGUUAUAAUCUUAACACAUCUUCUCCUGCAGCCCUAACAAUGUGCAUCAGUUUCUUCUGCUUCAGAGCCUAUUUAAUUCACUUCUUGUGAAGCUGGUUUUCAUCUUUCUUCUGUGAUGUGGUACUGAGCAUGGUGCCAGCCCAGUCCAGGGGAAUUAGAUGAUGUGGCUUCCUGCCUACAAGUAAAGAAUUCUUGCUGCUUUGCUCCGAGGCGGAGCAAGAUAAAGCCUGCCUAAUGUCAAGCGUGAAAGAUGAGCCCGUGGACAACUUUCCUCCUACCGUGUAGCACUUCUCUUCCUGGAGCACCAGCUGCUCCCAGAUAAUGGAUACUCAGGAUUUUUUCAGGCACGAGACAUGCAGGAGUGGAAAAUAUUUCCUCACAAAAAUUUGGCCUUCAAUCCCUCAGCUUUCUCCCUUACUGUCACCUAAUGAAUUGGAGAAGCUGUUACUUGAACAAUUUAGAGAACAGAGUGUAUUCACCAAAGAAAGCGGUGUCUGGUGCUUGACUGUCUGCAUGUUUUGUGCUUGUGGGUUUUUUAUUUAUUUUCAGAUAAUUUAUUAAGUGGAUUACAGGAGAGUGUCCUGUGCAGUUGGCUGCACUGUCUUGUGUUUUGAGACAGACGAACUUGAGAGAGCAUCUGGUUUGGAAACUUCCCGAGCACCAUAUUCUUUGCACAAAACCUCCAGCUUCAUGAGGCAGAUAGAGCAGAGUGAAGGCAGGAAGAACCAAACCUCAGUGACCAAGGGUGGGGUACAAAGACAGGUCUAGGAGUGGAGCUUGAAAACUGAAACAUCUGGUUUGGACACAAUGGAGAGUUGAGGGAGCUGAGCUGAAAAAUCACAUGAAAAUUCCCAGCUCUUUCUAUUCCCUUCCUUUCCCAGAACUUCUGCACCAUGUUACGUGGUUGAUUUGGUGCUGGAUUCAUCUGCAGUGUUAUUCUGCUCAGUGCUGGUUCCUGACCUGUUCUUCCUGUUCUUUUGUUUUUCUUGGAGGAACACGGAUGAUCUGGGGUCGAACAUUGAUGCCUUAAUAGUGGAUGUCCUUGUUUGCUAACCUGGGACAAGACCCAGAGGAGAGUCAGAUUCUCCAGGCACUGGAGUGUAGACAGAAAUGUUGAAGCCCUUAGAGGUGCCCCAAAGAUGCUGCAGCCCACAAUAGGCGUGGCGGGGAGAUCUCAACUGUUUCAUUCAUCUGCUUGGUUCAUACCUCUGCUACUGCUCCAGUUUGGUUUCUCUUUUCCACCUUUUUUUUUUCCCUUGGGUUGUUUAUUGUUUGGGAUUUUUUGAAAGCUAUCAUUGGAAUAUUUGCAUUUUGCACAAUGACGCAUAGCUGGUAAUUCUUCAGGGACAGCACUGGGAAAUGUUGGAUUUGCCAGAAGUCCAUGCAGAUUCUCAGAUGUAGUCUUGCCAGCACCUCACUUGUGAGUUAGUGGUGAGCCAUAUUCAUGGGAGCUCUGUGAGUGAAAGAACAAGGAGGAGGUAAUGGUGGAUAGGGACAUCCCCAGUGGGGGUAUGCAUGUCUGUCCCGCAGUAGUGGCCCUUCUGGCUGGCUGGAAGUCAGGUGGUCUUGGUGGAGCACUGCUCAGCUUUUUUUUGUCAAGCAAUUCAUUUGUUCAUGUAAAAUGUCAUGAUGCUGAACCAGGAAACCCUUGGAUGCUUAAGACAGAAGCAAACUAAAGCUGCUAGAUUUAACCAGCAUGGUGUGACUGAUGGGUCACCGCCUCAGAUUCCCUUUACUGGGUGUAUCUCUUUCAAUAGCAAGGAUUGCUAUUUUUAUAGGUACCAAUUAUGGAAGGAGGACAGAAACCUGCAGAGUUGGUUUGUACCUAGAGCAUCAGCUUAGGUUCUGUUCCCUAGAUACCCUGGCCUGUGCUGAGGUUGUCCUGCAUCCCCAGGGCUUCUUGCUCUUCUGAGGGGCUCAUGGGGUGUUUCUGCUCUGUCCAGCAGGAGGGAGGAGGUUGUGCAGUCGGGCCUGACAGGGUAUGGGGAUCCAUUGGAGAUUGUGUGCCUGUCAUAUUUUGACUGCAGUACCCUCCACAGAAGCACUAACUAUUUUUAACAGGUGUUGGACAGAAGGAAGCUGUGUCUAAGUAAUGGCUUUGUUCCUUUGCAGGCAUCACUGAUUUUUUUUGGUAGCAAUUCUUGCUAGGAGCAUAACCCUAAAACAACGUGAACGUACGUGAAUUACCUUCGCAAUACCUCUUGUGUGUUGAGUUGCUUUGAGUUGAGUGCAUGUUCAAAACCUCAAGUGGGUUGAGUACUUGUGGACUGAUGAUUACUGCGGUGAAGCAAGUGUCAGGCUGGGUCGGGCUGCUAGUGAGGAGAUAUGGGGAAGCCUGGGCUCCCACAAAGAGGCUGAAUUCUCUGCUUCUCUCCCAAACAACAUGAUAUUUCUGCGUCCUGGUUAUCUCAGUGCAACCACAUAAGAAGAUUCAAGGCUGGGAUGUUUUGCUGAGACCUGUGAGCUGUUUGGGGCAGCGGCCAUCAUCACUGGGGACAUGCUGUUCCAUCUUUGGAAGGAUCUGAGAGCCAGGUGGGAAAGCCCAGGCUUGUGGGAACACAGUGCAAGUACCUCUCUAACAGCAGGAUGCUCUGUGAGCUGAGCCCUGGAAUAUCAGUAGUUCUGCCUUUCAGAGAAGGCUCGUUGCUCACAAGGUGGAAUGAGGGAUUGAAAAAUCCCAUCUUGUUCCUUUUCCUUUCUUGAAAAAGUGGCCUUAGCUUUUUGCAAUACUUGAAUAAGUGUGUACCUGCAGAAGACCUUCAGUAGCACAGUGACAGAGACCUUUUAAGUGACUAUCCUGCGAGGAACUGUGUGUAGUUCCAACUUUCAUAUCUCUUUGCUACCUUAAGAAUAUUAGGAAAACAAAGUACUUUUCAGCAGACAAGCAGUUGAAUCUUACAAGGUAUUUAGUGCAUCUGAAGUGUUUACAAACGAACUAAAAUGGAGAAAAUCAAACUAUUGAACUUAUUUGUAAUUUAAGUGUUAAAUGCAAAAUUAUAUACAGAUGAAAAAGAAAUACUGUAAUUAACCUGCAUUUACUAGGGUUCUUUUUUCCUUGAUUUUGCAGAGCCUUUUGAUACACAUUUGCAAAGCCGCCUUUUGGGAGGCUUGGUCUCCCUGUGUACUGUGUUGUGGAGAUGCUGAAAAGAAACCCGUUUACUGUGUAUGUGUAAAUAACCUGGUGACCUGGGGUUUGGGCCAGUUUCAGCUCAUGUUCACAUCCACAGCAGCUUUGCACAGUAGACAGACCCAAGGAUGUGGAGGGGUUGGGGAGGUUUUUUUGUAAUUAAGAAUUGUAAAAUAACCAGGGUGUUCCCUGUGUAAACCAUUGUAAAUAUCUUUGGUACUGAAAUGUACUUUAAGAGAACAAAAUCUGUAAAUAAACUGAUUUAUAAAUUAA